This is a messenger RNA of Aspergillus heteromorphus CBS 117.55, 1094 nucleotides long. It is a transcript of the gene his3, whose product is annotated as imidazoleglycerol-phosphate dehydratase HIS3. Lineage: Eukaryota; Fungi; Ascomycota; Eurotiomycetes; Eurotiales; Aspergillaceae. The transcript is spliced from 2 exons. The record is from RefSeq and is a predicted model, not a curated record. Gene Ontology annotation, biological process: L-histidine biosynthetic process. The coding region runs from base 316 to 1050 and encodes 244 amino acids. Gene Ontology annotation, molecular function: imidazoleglycerol-phosphate dehydratase activity.
UAGCGAAGUAGGUAUUCCGUAUAUGAGUGGAUACUCCGUAAUAGGCUGGACCUCGGCCGCGAUGACGCAUUGCCGACCUGACCUGGUCGGAUCAACAGUUCCGCCGCCGGUAUCGGUGCCUGUGGCUGAAAAAGUGAGGGCGACGGAGACGAUCCAACCAGCGCACCACAAUUACUGUUAUUCACCUCCAGAUCUGGUGAUCGCCUCCACUCUUGCAGUCAUCCCUCCCUCAAUUAUCACUCUCGAAGUCGCCAGACCUCAAUUUACCAGGUCCCAAUUUCAUCCCACCACCUCACAAGUCAACCGUCCCUCACCAUGGCCCUCCCCGCCCGCACCGCGUCCCUCUCGCGCUACACCAACGAGACCAAGAUCCAAGUCUCGCUUUCCCUCGACGGCGGCCCCCUUCUCCCCUACGAGCCGACCACGCACUUCCCCGCCCCCUCAGACCCCAAGGAAGCCGAAGCCGCAAAGACCGGCAUUGUCCCACCCAAGGACAACACCCAUGCCACCCAAUUCACCCCGACACAGCAGAUCACCGUGAGCACGGGCAUCGGGUUCCUGGAUCACAUGCUGCAUGCGCUGGCGAAGCACUCGGGCUGGAGUUUGGCUGUUCGCGCGAAGGGGGACUUGUUCAUCGACGACCACCACACAGCCGAAGACACCUUCCUAGCCGUCGGCUCAGCCUUCACUGAAGCGCUGGGCGCGCGGCAAUCGCUCGUGCGAUUCGGACGCGGCGACGCCCCGCUCGACGAGGCGCUGUCGUGGGCCGUCAUCGACCUCUCGAGUCGCCCCUGGGCUGUCAUCAACCUGGGCUUCCGCCGCGAGAAGAUCGGCGACCUCAGCACCGAGAUGAUCACCCAUGGGCUGCAGAGCUUUGCGCAGGCUGCCGGCGUCACGCUGCAUGUCGGCUGCUCGUACGGCGAUAAUGAUCACCAUCGGGCGGAGAGCGCGUUCAAGGCCCUCGCUGUGGCGAUUCGCGUGGCUUGUACUAGGCGCGUUGCCGGGGAGGUCGGGAUGGGCGAUGUGGUUAGUACUAAGGGUGUGUUGUAGAUAAAAUAUUUCUUUUCCUUCCUUUCUUUUUUUUUUUUUUUUUU